Molecule: messenger RNA, 357 nt
Organism: Auxenochlorella protothecoides
Lineage: Eukaryota; Viridiplantae; Chlorophyta; Trebouxiophyceae; Chlorellales; Chlorellaceae
Product: Photosystem II reaction center psb28 protein, chloroplastic
Exons: 2
Coding region: 1-357 (118 amino acids)
Biological process (GO): photosynthesis
Cellular component (GO): photosystem II; chloroplast thylakoid membrane; photosystem II oxygen evolving complex
Source: RefSeq, a predicted model, not a curated record
AUGAUCCCUGCGGCGGCCGCCACCUCCCUGGAGUUUGUCAAGGGCAAGCCCGAGCCGUCUGUGCCCGAGGUGAAGCUGACGAGGAGCCGCGAUGGCUCCAGUGGCGUGGCGACCUUCCGCUUCCCCAGCCCCUCCGUGUUCCAGGAGGAGGCGGACAUGAGCGACAUCACCGGCCUCUACAUGAACGAUGAGGAGGGGACGCUGACCACCGUGGAGGUCACCGCGAAAUUUGUCAAUGGCAAGCCCGAUGCCAUUGAGGCCAAGUACGUCAUGCGAAGUGCCAUCGAGUGGGACAGGUUCAUGCGCUUCAUGGAGCGAUAUGCAGAGGAGCAGGGGCUGGGCUUCACCAAGGGCUGA